CCCAGAUGACCACCGUUGCAGGAGCUUUCCUUCUCUCCCCGUUUCAAGAAAAAAGAAGCUACACAGAUUCAACCUCCAUUCAAACCAUGGCUUGCCACCUUAGAUCCGCGAGCGUGCCAUCCAGCCCUCGCUCUAACAAAGCCAGCAUCGAUGAACAGCUGCAGAGCCUGAAGGCAACCAUCUCCUCACCUUCAGUGGCCAUUCAAACCAUGGUUGAUGGUCUCAACAAGAUCGUGAGCAUCUACAGCUGCAUUGACGAGCUCACAUCCUUGCCCGGCAACCAACGUCAGCAGAGGAAGGCAGUGGAGGAGGAGCUCGAGCGCUCCCUUGUCCUGCUUGACCUCUGCAACGCCGUGCAAGAGAACUUUGCAGAGCUCAAGGUCAGCGUCCAGGAGAUGCAGCUGGUUCUCAAGAGAGGAGACAACGCGGCUCUUCAGGCCAAGGUUCAAUCUUACGUACGCUUGGCCAAGAAGACACAGAAGCAGUUCAAGAAGAUCAACAGCAAGGCUGCCUCUGACAUCGAAGGAUUCAAGGUAGUCAUGUUGUUGGCUGAAGCAAGGGAGAUUGCUGUGUCGAUGCUUGAAUCGGCCUCACAUCUCCUCUCGAAGAAGAUCGCGCUGCCCAGCGCUAGCAAGUGGUCUCUUGUGUCCAAGGCAUUUGAGAAGAAGAAAUUUGUGUGCAAGGAGGAGCAAUUGCAGGCGUUGGAGUUGGACAUUGUUGAUCUUGAGAGUGGAGUUGCCACUUUGUUCAGGACACUGAUCCAGAGCAGAGUUUCUCUUCUGAACACUCUCACUCUGUAGAUAGAUCAUACAACAACUCUAAUGCCUGCGAUUAGCAUCCGUGUUUUAGAGGAUCUGCUGAUCAUCGAAACAAUUUUGAUGUACAUAUAUGAGAGUGUACAGAAAUAUACUCAACUGGAAGUCAAAGUUUUGAGUCUAUUUUCCUGA
This is a messenger RNA of Zea mays, 947 nucleotides long. RefSeq lists its product as uncharacterized. The transcript has a single exon. Gene Ontology annotation, biological process: root development; shoot system development. NCBI's taxonomy places the organism in Eukaryota, Viridiplantae, Streptophyta, Magnoliopsida, Poales, Poaceae. Bases 6 to 800 code for a protein of 264 amino acids. The record is from RefSeq and is a predicted model, not a curated record.